AAAACUAAGUUGUUGGAGUAUUUUUACGUUUAUCUCUAUAAUUUCUUUACCAAUCUAUCUAUAAUUAGAUCAUAAGUGAUACAACUAUAUAUAGAAAUGGCAGAUAUCACUAAUUUGUUCAAAGCAACUGUCAAGGCAGUGAAAACUCGACAGAAGUCACAGGGUCUUGAAAUUGAUAAAAAUCAUAUCUUUCCCCAUGCAAAAGUGAAAACUGAAUUUUCUAAGAAAUCAAAGGAAGUGAUAAAUAGCAUAACACAACUUAGAGACUUUCUGCAGACCCAUAGAAAAGAUUAUAUCAACCCAUCUAGUUAUAUAAAGAGUGACAAGUCUGGUAUGACUGAUGCUGAACGAGACCAGAUAGAUGAAGAUGCCCAAUCAUUCAUGAAAACAUGCUCUGCUGCUAUUCAGUCACUAAAACAAUCAAGUAAUGAGAACAAUGUUUCCGAGCAGACUAGGGAUCAUAGGCAAGCUGUAUUUAAACUGAUGGACAAUUACCUUAAACUUGUAUGUAAGAUGUACAGUGAGCAAAGAGCAAUCCGAGUCAAGAGAGUUGUGGACAGGAAACGUAUUUCUCGUUUGGAACCUGAGCACAAGAGGUCUAAGAAGUCAGAGUUGAAUGAGGCUAAAACAGACAAAGAAACAGAUAUUAAAGAUGCAGAAACUAAAGAUUCAGAAGCCACUACUGAGCCAAAGAGGGUGCCCAGUAUACCAGUGUUUGAUGAUGAUGACAGUGCCAAUGAGGAGGAACUCAGCCCUGAAGAAGUUCAAUUGUUUCAGGCAGAGAAUGAGCAACUCUUUGAAGAAAUGAAUAGUAUGGUGGAUGAAGUGAGGCAAAUAGAAGGGAAAGUUGUUGAGAUAUCAAGACUCCAGGAGAUAUUCACUGAAAAGGUUCUAGAACAAGAAAAAGAUAUUGAUAGGAUAGCAGACACUGUGGUCAGCUCAACUGAGAAUAUAAAAGAUGCAAAUGAAGAAAUUAGAGAGGCAAUGAAAAAUAAUGCUGGUUUCCGAGUUUGGAUACUAUUUUUCCUCGUGGUGCUAACAUUUUCGUUGUUGUUCCUGGACUGGUAUAAUAACUAGACUGAUUAUUUUAAAUGCUGGAUUUACAAAAUGAAAGAUACAAUUUGGGGAAGCUGGAAUAGAUGAGACGAUAUAGUUUAUUUAAUGAUGGUGAAAUUUUUUCGUGAUCUGACUGACUCAUGUGAAACAAAUUUUCAAGCAGUAUGAUACAGAAUUUGUAUAUAACACUCAGACAUAUCUGUCUUUAAAAUAGUUCAUGCUAAACAAAUGUCGAACAUGCCAAGUACCAUUAUACAAAAAUUUUAUUUAAUGAUUUCUCAUAAAAAUUUUCUGAUGUGGGUAACAGAUGUGUAAUGCUUCUCAAUAGCUCAAAAUAAGCUAUACUGCCUGUAUAGCAUAUAUGUGAAUCUCCUUUUUACAUAGCUUGAUAACACGUAUCAUUACUUUAUAAUACUUCUUAAAGUAUGCACUUUGAAUCCCUCUCAUGAAUGUGAUUGAGGGAGAUUAUGUUUAAUGCUUGUAUGUACCAGCCUAUGUGUCAGUAUGGCCUUUCAUGUGUAUAUAUACACCGCUCAUCCCCACUCUAAAAUUACG
This is a messenger RNA of Owenia fusiformis, 1611 nucleotides long. The record is from the annotation of a GenBank genome assembly. Lineage: Eukaryota; Metazoa; Annelida; Polychaeta; Sabellida; Oweniidae.